Messenger RNA from Brassica napus (rape), 762 nucleotides. RefSeq lists its product as uncharacterized. NCBI's taxonomy places the organism in Eukaryota, Viridiplantae, Streptophyta, Magnoliopsida, Brassicales, Brassicaceae. The record is from RefSeq and is a predicted model, not a curated record. The transcript is spliced from 2 exons. The coding region runs from base 1 to 762 and encodes 253 amino acids. Gene Ontology annotation, molecular function: zinc ion binding; nucleic acid binding.
AUGCGGAUCGCCCUUAAAGUCAAUGAAGUCUGGGAGACUAUCGAUCCCGGUUCAAAACAUGAGAAAAAGAAUAAUCUGGCUAGCGCCUUGAUAUUCCAAUCCACACCUGAAGCCCUAACGUUACAAGUAGGGAACCUCGAGACAGCCAAAACCGUUUGGGAUGCAAUUCAAGCCAGACACGUUGGAGCCGAGAGAGUACGAGAAGCUCGACUGCAAACACUUAUGGCAGAUUUUGACAAGCUUAAGAUGAAGGAAGAAGAUAGCAUCGAUACCUUCAUCGGCAAGCUAGCCGAAAUCUCAUCAAAAACAGCUUCCCUUGGAGAGGUUAUUUUUAAACCAAAGCUUGUGAAGAAAUUCUUGAAAAAGGAAAGAAUAAGUGAAGAGGAGGAAGAACAGAGUGGUGAUACCGGUAAACUGAUGUAUGCUAGCGGUGAGGCUCAGCAAGAAGGUUAUGGUAGAGGAAGAGGACGUGGAGGACGAGGUAACUGGAUAGGUGGAAGGGGCCGAGGUCGUUAUGGAGGCUUCUACGCACAAAGGGAAGCAUAUAAGCAAGGACAAAACAGAGACAAGAGUCAUAUUACAUGCUUCUCUUGUGAUAAACUCGGUCACUACGCCUCAGAGUGUCCUGAUGCGAAGCUUAAGCUGAAAGAAACCGUUGACAAGAAAGAAGAAGACACACAAGAGGCUGAUGAAUUGAUGAUGCAUGAAGUGGUUUAUCUCAAUGAAAGGAAAGUGAAACCUAGUAUUUUUGAGGACAAAUAG